Molecule: messenger RNA, 4013 nt
Organism: Suillus paluster
Lineage: Eukaryota; Fungi; Basidiomycota; Agaricomycetes; Boletales; Suillaceae
Exons: 3
Coding region: 57-3650 (1197 amino acids)
Source: RefSeq, a predicted model, not a curated record
CUUUCAUUUCUUGUUUUCACUUUCAUUCACCUGCUACCUUUCUGCUGACCUUCUUCAUGCCAUUGCUUGCCGGAAUAUUUGCUAAACGUGAUAGGCAAACUGGUCCUCGUAGCGCACCACCAAAUUUAAACGUACCAACGACUGCGACUUCUGCGGCCUCCAUCGCUAGCACCGUAGUUUCUUCAGAACCAGAUUAUGUUUUUCCAGACAAAUCUUUAAAGGCUCUACCGGCGACUGUUUAUGCCGGUCCAACAGUGGCAUCAUCGAGCAAGCUCAAACUACCUUUCCGUCGGAAACACCACGUCCAUCAGCCACAUGCCACAACAGGCACCACCUUAUUACCCGUCGUUUCUCUCAACGAUGAACCGCCACACCCCCGUAUAUCUGGCAUCGUCUCUGAUUCAGGCCACAACCUCCCUCCCCCUCCCUCAAAACCGUCCAUCUUUGGUGUCUAUCAUGAUCCAAACGUUAAUUCCACACACUCCCUUCCCAAUCAAACCACGCGCAAUCAAUCUCGCCUAAAUACCCCUAGCGUUCUCGCACGGAACGAGGUACACAGCGCACCCCCAUCAUCGCUGGCCACGACACCCAAUUUAAAAAAAUCUGGAGGAUUGUUCUCUUGGGCUAGAGAGCGUACUAAAUCGAAACCUGCCCCGCCCCCAGCGACUAUCGCUACAACUCCCGUUCCAAGCCCAUCAAGGGAUAAUUUUAACUUGAAAGCUUUCCGCCACGUUCGUUCCGACUCCCCUGCUCCUCCAGUUGAUAAUUCCGAUGCCGACCUCCCCCUUCCUCCUGCCCGGCCGCGCCCACGCGGAGACAGCGUUGCUUCGAAUUCCUCACAGAGGAUAUCUGUUGCUGCAUUUCGCGAAGCCCAGGCUCGCAGGAGUCGUGCAAAUUCACCCGUACCUUCAUUCCGACCCCCUUCUGCCCUCGAUACCCUUCGCGUUGAAAAUAAUUCCAGACAACGCGCAUCCACAGUUUCAAUACCUAGUGCAAGUGUACAUCGUAACUCGACAGCGCCUCCGUUGUCCAUCUUGAUUAACCGAAAUUCGUCCGUCGUGGACACUUCCGAGUCAGAUGAAUCUGAGGAUGAAGAUGAUGAAGAAGUGGAUAGCGAUGGCGUGCCUAUCAAGCCGAGCCGCAAGCGCACCGUGAGGGGUCGUCCUGGUGUGCGCUCGCGGUCUGAUGCAGGCCAUUCUCCUGCGCCGAGUGUUCAGACUCAAGUGCCAGAACCUCCGAGAUGGUCAAAAUUGGACAAUGUGCAGUUACGGCAGCCUGAAAGCCCCACUGCCGUACGAGCUAGAGCAUCUGCUUCCACUAGCGCUCUCACCCCGAAUGCUGCUGCCCGUCGUGCGUCAAUUUUAGCUGCUGCGAACUCGUCUUCUACAUCAUCAGCUUCAGAGAAACCUUUGUCGUCGCCUUUGGGAUCAAGAGUGGCGAAGAAUGACGAUUCUGAUACUUCGUCAGAUUCCGAUAAUGACUCUGAAGACAUGCCUUUGUCUGCGCUUGUUGCGCCGCGCAGACCGGGAAGUUCUGCCUCGGUGGCUACCAACAGAUCUGCUGCCUCACGACUUCGCAUGCCUGCCAAGCCCCUGAUUGAUAUCAAAUCACUUGUAGGAAGUCCCCCGGUGCUUACGCCUGUCUUGAGGCAUGAAGAUUCGGUCAAAUUACCAUCUAGAAAGGGUAAGGAACGCGAGGUGGACAAGGACGAGCCCUUUGCUCCUCCCCCUGUUAUUAGCUUAACGCCGAGCCGUAUGUCCGAGAGUCCCGCUCCGAUCUCUCCCCGGUCACCCGCAGGCACAGCUCCUAGGAUUCCCUCUCCUCCUCAGCAUAACAAGUCGAGUAGUGAGGUUGCGCCUGUUUCUCGAGUAUCCGCUGGAUCACCGGUCGAGGUUGACGACGAUUUGAUGGACGCCAUCAGACUUGUUACUUCCUUUGAUAAAUCACGGGACGCCUCACCAUCGCCUGCGCGACCUUCCCAACAGGUGCCACCCCUGAACACCGCUCCGCUACCUGCUGUGGAACGUGUAGCAAGCUCUACUGACAAGGUAGAGUCUCCUCGAGACGACCGCAUUGUGCCGACGCCCGUUCGAGAGUAUAAACCACCGGCAUCUUUCAGUGUCACCUCACGUCCACCGCGCCGAUACAGCACAGAUAUAUCUCAGGUACCAUCACCAGCCUCGCCGACGGCAACGUUUUCCGCUGUCUCCAAAAGGUCUUCUUCUCCAAAAAGAUCACCUUCUCCUGCCAAGUCCUCAUUCGCUCCUCGUUCUCGGGCAGCUAUCCUAGCUCAGCAGUCAAAUGUACCAUCAGUCGACAAGUCAGAUUCAUCAUCCGUGGUCUCGACUUCUCAGUCCUCCCGCUCCUCUCGUAUCCCAUCUGUCCCUCUCAUCGCCGCUGUGCCUGAGUCACCUUCCGUGAAAGCCAGUUGGGGGUCUUCGAAGGAUUUAUACAAGACACGCGUUCCUUCGACGCAAAGUGUGGUGGAUAACAGAAUGUCUCGACCAACCUCAGGCACGCUUGUCUCGCUUGCUCCUUCCUCAAGGCCUGUCAUACCUCCAGCACAGUCAUCCAGAGUGCAGUCGCAGUCGUUGAUGCCCUCUCGGCCGUUCGCGAGCAAUAGCUCUAUGCGAGGCGAGAGUCCCGCCGGCAGCUCAACAGGUGACUCGAGCAGCGGGCGUGGUGCGCCGUUCACUCCUCGUGAUGGUAGCGAUAUUGGGGUGCAGACUGGACGAAGGGAUGUGAGCGAUCCGGACUCGACGCUCAAGGCACGCGGUGCAAAUGGAAAACGGUCGACUGUGAGCUUUGAGGAUAGUUCACCGCGUGGGAGGGAGAGGGCGAAGAAUGACGGUGAUGAUGAGGUGAGGCGGAAUGAGAGGAGGCGGAACGAAGCCAAGGCUGCUAUUGAGCUCGGGAAACUUGUUAAUAGCCGUGGGCCCAUCGUGCAUAAUGGUUCUGACGACGAUCUUGUGCUGCAGCAUGGACAGCAACGUAUGAGCAUCAAUCCUAUGAUGGGCAUGGACGGCACGAUGCCUGUGAUGAACGCUCCUACUUGGGGGUCGUGGCAGCAGCAGCCCAUAGUCACGGGUAUGGCCCCUAUGAUUGCUCCUCAAUUCGGUCCCGACCAGAGUUUCCUCGCUGCCCACCAGCACGCAAUGAUGAUCGCCAAGCAAGCGUACCAAAUGGCAGUCGCACAACAUGCCAUGGCAAUGGCUGGAGAUGAGUGGGAACGAGGCUCCAAUAUCGGCGGUGGGUCCGUAUAUGGAGGCGGUGGAGGUAGCGUGUACAGCGGCAUGGGAGGAAGCAGCGGGGUGGGUAUGCUUAGCGUCCCUGGGAUGGGGAUGCCUCCUAUGAUGCCGAACCAGUGGUCCACAGGCUCCAUGAUGUUCCCCGGUCGGAUCAGCGGUACGCAGAGUGAGUUUGGAGGUGGUGCGAGGAGUGUGUAUGGGGAGUCUUUCGGUCCAUCCUUGAACUCGCGUUCAAAUUAUAUCCCCCCUGUCCCGAACAGUUCUAUGAGUGCGUAUGGAGGAGGUCCUAGGCCGCGCGCCAAGACGGGUGCGUCUCAGCCCUCGAAUUUACAGCCUUCGACGCCUGGUCGGACUCCUGGACGAAAAGCAGCUCCACCUUCGAGCUGGAAGAGCUCUCGAUGACAUUGCUACUUAUGACGGGACGUUCAUGUUUGAUUUUUGAUUUGCAUAUUUAUGGAGAUGUUUACAGUUUUGCCUAGUCGCUCGUUGGUACACUGACUUUUUUUUUUAAUUCCAUGAUGGCGCUCGAACUUUUUUUCUUCUUUUUGGUUGAAGACGCUGAUGCAUUUGCCUGGAGUACGUAGAGAUAAAAGUGGAUUUUGCAUUAGUUUUUUCAUUUCAUUUUUGACUUUUUUUUCUUCCUUUCUCAUGAUUUCUUUUUUCAUUCCAUUGUCAUCACUCGCAUUGAACUAGCAUCAAUACCACGAUAUCUAUCGCUCCUGCGUACAUAAACGGUUGGGACAAUUUAUAUAUCGACGAUCUCGG